Messenger RNA from Diorhabda carinulata, 1733 nucleotides. RefSeq names its product zinc finger protein 761-like. Bases 535 to 1461 code for a protein of 308 amino acids. The transcript has 3 exons. Lineage: Eukaryota; Metazoa; Arthropoda; Insecta; Coleoptera; Chrysomelidae. The record is from RefSeq and is a predicted model, not a curated record. Gene Ontology annotation, biological process: regulation of transcription by RNA polymerase II. Gene Ontology annotation, molecular function: DNA-binding transcription factor activity; RNA polymerase II cis-regulatory region sequence-specific DNA binding.
GGUGACUCUCCAUAUUAAUUCUGUGAUAUUUGUGGCGCAGCUGUCAUUUUGUUUAAAAAUUGAAUUAUUUUUCAAAUAAUUAUUUUUUUAAUAAUAAUUUUUUGAAGAACAACUUUAUUAAAUAUAUAAAAAUCUAGAACUUCAAUAAAGAGAAUAUGUUCAAUAGAAUGUUUGUCGUUCGAAUGUUGUAGGUAUCAUGGAACAACAAAGAACGUUCUGCCAUACCAAACUAAAUCUUUGUACAUUAAAAAGGUUAUAUAUAAACCAAAUAUUAUACCAUCAAUAUCAUCAAUAUUUGUAGAAUCUGGCUCUUUAGAUUCUUGGAAGAGGUGUUUAAAAACUUCAGGAAUAUUUCGAAAACAUUAAAAUCAUAAAAGUAAGAUAUUCCCUUACAUCUGCUCAAUAUAAUAUUGUCUUCAUAUAAAUGUGUGGUGUAAUUUUAUCCAAAUACUAGAAAAUAUAUCAGACGUUUCUAAAAAGAAUUAAUCUUCAGAUGGCAAUGAUAAAGAGCAUGAAGUGAAAAAUAAUUUAAAGAUGUGCAAUAUAGACGAAAUGUGCGACAUUAGUAGAUGCAAUGAAGAUAAUAACUCUUUUAAUGAGUACUAUAAAACUCUUGCCUUACAACAUAUUUAUAAACAUGAAGUUCAGGAGAAUCAGUUUUCUGAAUUGAAAUCAAAACUUCAACAGGAACAAGAUAAUUACAAUAAACAUAUGAACACAACUUAUAGUCUUCAAAAUGCAGGUAAAUUUUAUAAUUCAAUCGAAAAUCUGGCAUAUCAUCCUCCAACUGCUGCUUAUGGGGCCCAAACAGCAAUACAGAAAUUACCUAAGAAACCAACAAAGUCUCGUAAACAAGAAAUGAAAGUAAAAACACCUGAUCACUUGAGACCCUUUGAAUGCCCAUUUUGUAAAAAACGUUUCACCCAGAAGGGGAACAUGCAGACCCAUUCAAGGCUACAUACUGGAGAAAAACCAUUUCAGUGUUUGUUAUGUCCAGAAAAAUUUCCUCAACUAAGCAAUCUCAAUAAGCACAUUCUUAACCACACAAAUGACAAUUUGAAGUGCAAUGUUUGUUUUAAAGAUUUCAAUUCUCAAGAUGAAUUAAAGGAACAUAGAAAAACGCACAAAGCAGAUAAACAGUAUUUGUGUUAUUUUUGUUCAAAAAAAUUUAGCUAUAGAUGGAGUUUAGAUACUCAUGUACAACUGCAUCAUAAAGACCAAUCUGUAAAAAAGGAGCCUAUCGAGAAUAAUAUGUACAAAUGUCAAAUGUGUUUUUUGGAGUUCAGUCUCAAAACUGAUUUGGAGCAUCAUGAAAAGGGUCACGGUAACAAUCAGCAUUAUUGUUCUAAAUGCUCGAAAACUUUUAGAUGCUUAGGGCACCUCAAUAACCAUCUUAAAAAAUGUGAAAAACAGUUUUGUAAUAUAAAGGAAGAAGCAGGCAUGAAUUUUACUAUAAUUUGAUUUAGUACUACUAAAUGCUAAAAGUUGUGACAACUCUAGUAAUGGUAAAAUAUUUUGAGUUGGAUACUUGAGAUUAUUAUCUUAUCGAAAAAUCAGUUAUUGUAAUAAUUGUCUUUUGAAAUGAACAGGCUAGUAGCUUAUAUGAUAUGAUAGGUACAAAUGAGACUGGAAAACCACAAUCUUUGAUCCACUUCAAACCCAGAUGGUUCCAGUUUGUAUUUAUAUUGCAUUUUUAUGUGUAAGAAAGUAAUAAAAUAAAUUAUUAUUUAAAA